Messenger RNA from Nasonia vitripennis (jewel wasp), 2763 nucleotides. RefSeq names its product dynein regulatory complex subunit 7. Bases 378 to 2207 code for a protein of 609 amino acids. Gene Ontology annotation, biological process: flagellated sperm motility. The transcript is spliced from 9 exons. The record is from RefSeq and is a predicted model, not a curated record. Gene Ontology annotation, cellular component: motile cilium. Lineage: Eukaryota; Metazoa; Arthropoda; Insecta; Hymenoptera; Pteromalidae.
CGCGCAUAAUCGCGCGAUUUCUCUAUACGAUGAAUCUGCAUUGCUGCAGGGCCGUCAUUCGAUUUCAUUGAGGCAAAAUCUUCUCUCGCCCGUUGCAGCCUGAUCACCUGUACUCGCCAACUCACCUCUUGCGCACUCGCCGAGGAAACAGCUUCGAGCUAGCGACUUUCUUGGUCAGUCUUCUCCUGGGACUGGGCUACAACGCCUAUGUGGUCAGCGGCUAUGCGUCGCGCGAGCAGACGCUCUGCGAUCAGACGCGUCAGGUAUGCCCUUACCUGCCGCGAGCCGAGGAACCGGCUCCCGAGCCGCCGAAACUCGACACGUCCAAGUACAGGCCAAGAUCGCCGCCGGAUUUCAAGAGUAAAUUCCUGGAGGAGAUGGAAGACCGAGAGCGAAGACAGGCCGCGAAGGAGAUCGAGCUGGAGGAAGAUCGGCGUCAGCGGAUGAUCGUGGAGUUGGAGAGGCCCACCGCCGACCGUCAGUUCGGCCAGCGGAUCCAUGCCUGGGUGGCUCUUCUUCCCGGAGGCGUUGGCCCUCGCGGAGCCCAAGUCAGCGAGGCUCUGUUCAUUGAACCGGCCACCGGAGUGCCCCGGUCGCCGCGCGAGCUCGAGACCGCCAACGUUUACCUGGGCAUCGAGAGCCUCUGGAACAACCGCAACUACUGGGUGAACAUGCAGGACUGCACCGAGGCGUGCGCCAAGCUCGACUGGGACCUCAGGGACGUCAGACUCUGGGAACAUCUGCUGGCCGGCGAACCGAGGGAGAUGCGAAACGUCGACGACGACGAGGACCAGGAAGUCAACGUGCGCAGGCAAUAUCACAUGGUCAUGCCAGCUUCGUACGUGGACAAAGUACAAGUAGCCUAUGCAGAUUACGAGCAACGCUACCCGAAUGGCCGCAAGACCAUUCACUACAAGAAAUGCAGAGUCGAGCUUUUCGCCCCUUAUCUGCGUCCUGAUGGUUUGAUCGAAUCCGUUACCAAGUACGAGGACUACGAGUACAAGAUGCCGAUCUACGUGUACGAGAAAUUUCAAAAUCGCUGCGACAACCUCGAGAGAGCGGAGAAGGACCUGAAGAAAGAAAGCGCCACUGAUUAUUACGGCAAAGGUCGACCGGAUGCUUGCAAAGUUCAUCGGUAUUUUAUACAUGGCAAAGGCGUCGUUGACGAAGAAAGAACGCUGCAGUUUUAUGGUAGCAAAAGAUUCGACGAAUUGUCUUGCAUCAAAAUGCAUCCACUCUACGCUUCUCAGGAGUACAAGCGUCGCGACGACCGCCUGUACCAUCGCCGCGUCGAGUACUCAUCUUUUAACGAAGAUAAUGCUCAAAAUGACAUUCAUUACAGAAUGAUUUUGAAAAUAGAGGAAAAGUUCUUUAGAAAUGAAGCGGUUCCUGCCAGCAAAGACGUAGCUAUACGUGAAUUUGAUUGUGUGGAGAACGAAAUACGUCUAACGUAUCAUUAUAGUGAAGGUCAAUAUACACAGGCUACCAGAACUUUCAUCAAACCUCCCGUAACAGAAAGGGGAGAUCGCCUCGUUUUCUUACCAGAAAUGACUCACGGUUACGAUCCCGACCCGAUGGCUUCUCCCGAGGACUUUGAUGAUUUGAUCGACGAAUUGGAGAAACAGUUGAUCAAAGAAGACGCUUCAAUUGUAGAAGUACGAAAUGCUGAGUCUGAGUUAUUCGAUUUCCUGCAAAUCAGAGCGACUGAGUAUUCGGAGCCUAAAUUAAAGGUAUCGAUAUUCGACCCCAUCAGGAAUCAAGAAGCUCGAGCUGGAUUAAUCGACAUGGAGGAAAAGAUAAGGGCUCAAAGUCAACGCGAGAUUGAAAAAGACGUCGAUUUCCUGAGUCCGUAUUUGGCAAGACUCGGAGAUUUGAAAUAUCUGACUAAGAAGCAAGCUCUGCAAAUUAGGAACGAUUGUAUUGAGGACUUUAAACGAAAUGCCGCGGAAAGAGCGAAUGGAAUUCUGCGAGAAUUUGAGAAAUGCAGCGACGAGCUGGAAAAUCUCCAAUCUAUUUUGACUCGAACGGAAUCUCUGAGCAAGGAAGACAAAGAGCAGCUCCUGGAAAACGCCAAUGAAAUGAACCUCAAACUACGUGCUCUGGAGUUACGACUGAAUCGACACCGCGAGCUAGUUCCGCCUCGGUAUCGCAAUCUCCUCGAAGUUUUGCAGCAAAAUCGGCGAAUCUCCAUUCUCUAUGACGAGUAAAAACAAGACGGGGUCAGAAAUGCAGUGAAUAAUACAUUCGUACGUGUAAAAGGAUCGUCUAUUUAUUUCAUUGAACAAUGAAUGACGCUUGAUAGAUUUUUGUACAGAAUAUGAGUUUUUAUAAAAAUGUAGGUUUUGGCUCUAAUUUUUCGACAGUUAUUAUGUUAUGUGAUGUCAUGUGAGUUGAGGGACUCGCAGGAGCGAACGGCUACUGAAAGGACCACGAACCCAUUUGACCAAUGCAAUGGCCUAAAAAUAAUUUUAAACCAUUAAAGUAUAUAUAUAUACCGAGGCUUUCUGCGAUCUAGUCUUAACUCAGAAUAUGCAUUUCAUCCAUCAAGUUACCUUCGUCGUCGAACGUAGCAAGGGUGAAUUUACUAAGCUUAUUUGUGAAACUCCCAACGUUUGACAACAUUGAAUUAUCUUGUAAUCUGUUGUUAGCAUUUACAAUUUCAUCGGCUGCUUCGCUUUGUCUGCUUUCUUCGGCAAAACCAGAUAUCAGCGUGUCCAUCAUUAUUGCCUGAAAAUCACCAAAAAUUUUAAUUUUGCGAUAGUA